Molecule: messenger RNA, 2473 nt
Organism: Telopea speciosissima
Lineage: Eukaryota; Viridiplantae; Streptophyta; Magnoliopsida; Proteales; Proteaceae
Product: H/ACA ribonucleoprotein complex non-core subunit NAF1-like
Exons: 4
Coding region: 91-1776 (561 amino acids)
Biological process (GO): ribosome biogenesis; box H/ACA snoRNP assembly; pseudouridine synthesis
Cellular component (GO): sno(s)RNA-containing ribonucleoprotein complex
Molecular function (GO): RNA binding
Source: RefSeq, a predicted model, not a curated record
AUGAAUCUCAGCUUCUUAGGCUCUAAUCCCAUCUCUCUAAAAGACUAAAACCUUCUCUUCAUCUCCAAAACCCUCUCUCUUUGUUCGGAGAUGGUGGGUUUUGAUCCCGCCUCCAUUGAAGACCUCGGAAAACCUCCUCCCAAACCCCCCAAGCAAGUGAUUCCAGUCGACCCUUCAGUAACCGUUGUGGACGAUUUCUGCCCACUAGUUAUCGAGCAGUUUAUAGAUUUUGAUUCUAUAGAGGAUUGGCUUGUUGAGAACGAUCCAACUGAAAUGCCAAUUGAAGGAGAAAACCCUUGUGGUGUCGAUGGCUCUGAAAUUAAUAGGAGUGUUGAAGUUAGAGACACUUUCAAAGGAACUGGCGAUGGAAACCCAUUUGUGGAAGCAGGAGUUCCUGGAGAGGUGGGUAAUUUUGGUACUCAAAUAGAGGCAGGGAUGGAGAAGGACCAGAAGGUUAAUUUGGUUGGUACUUCGGAGAGUUCUGUUCAAAUUUCUAUUAAGUCUGAAAACAUGUCACAGUUUGAUGAGCAGGGAUCAGAUGGAUGCCUGGCUGCUGUUCAGAGUGUCUCUCAAGAAACAGAAGUCGGUGCGAAUGGAGAAAUGGGAUUUCAGGUCUCUUCAGAUACUAAUCUGGAAAAGCCAGAGAAGAGCAAUGGUAGGAGUGACUCAAAGAGUGGUGAACUAAGUGAUGGAGAUGAGAGUGAUAGUAGUUCUGAGUCGGAGAGUGAGGUUUCUUCAUCAUCAUAUUCAUCUUCUUCAUGCAGUGACGAAGAGGAAGAAGAGGAUGAUGAUAUGAGCGACAUGGUGAAUGUUGGAGAAAUGGAAGAAGGUGAGAUAAUGGAUUUUGAGGGAGAUGGGAUUGCUGGUGACAGUGACGCUGAAGAGGACAUGGCUGUAAUGAAAGGACCCAUAAAAUCGAAGAAUGAGCUUCAGAUUCUCCCUCCAGUUCCUCCAGUGGAUGUCGCCCUGGAACCUCAUCAUCAAACCUUGCCUGUUGGAGUUAUUUCAUCUAUCAUGGGAACAAAAGUCAUCGUGGAAGGGUUAGAGAAGCACAAUCCUCUUAAUGAGGGUUCUAUCCUCUGGAUCACAGAAACUAGGUUGCCGCUAGGGCUGGUAGAUGAGAUAUUUGGACCUGUUAAGAACCCAUACUAUGUUGUACGGUACAACUCAGAUAAGGAGGUUCCCGCUGGAAUACGUAAUGACACCCCUGUGUCCUUUGUUGAGGAUUUUGCUAACCUUGUUCUUAAUAACAAUAAUCUGUACAAGAAAGGAUAUGAUGCAUCUGGUGAGAAUGACGAAGAAGUUUCUGAUGAAUUUGAGUUUUUUGAUGAUGAAAAGGAAGCUGAGUUCAGGAAAAUGUUGAGGAUGUCGAAGCAAGGUUCAAAUGGUCGUAAACGUGGGAACAGGGAUUUCAUUGACAAAAAGAAAGCGGAUUUCAUUGACAAGAAGAAAGCUCAACAAAAAGGUGAAUUCCAAAAGAAAAUUCACCCGUCAGUCCCUCCAGGCCUACAACUUUCUUGUGGUGGUCAGCCACCUGGAAUUCCAAACCAACACCAUACUCCAUCUGUUGCAGUACCAGUUGGUUGUGGUGGUUUUGCUUGCUCUCAUGGCACUGAACCAGGCACUGCUAGUAUGUCUAAUUUUGCUCCAUCUAUUUCACAAGUGGGGCAGGGGCAGGCUACAUAUUGUAUGCCUCAGCACUUGUUGGCAUUGAACAAUGGGGUUUGGGCAAAUGGGAUGCAAUCUCAGCAGCAGCCGCAGCAACAACAGCAGUAACAACAUGCAGUCUUUCCUAAUGGAUUUCCACAUAACGGGCUGCCUUCUCAGCAACAGAAUGUGUCGUUACCUUAUGGACAGCCUUUCCAGCAUCUUCAUCCAUUAUUUGUGAAUUUACCAAAUGGAAUGCCAGUUCAGCAGCAGUUUGAUCCUAGUCAGAUGUUACUGCCAAGUAUGGUACUACCAUGUGGGCAACCAAAUUUCACUACAAGGCCUUUAUCAACACCUUGGACAGGGAUUGUAGGCCAUCCUGGGUUCAGCCAGACAACAUUUGGUAUGGACUACACAAGUCAGCUUGGGCACUCAUCCAUGAAUUCUAGUCAGCAAGGAGUUAUGUCUAGUGGAUCAUGUAAUGAACAGAGUUAUGGAACACAACCACCUACUGUUACUCGAGGAAACUUUGCAGCUCCCCAGCAAUUUCAGCAGGGAGUGUACUCAACUCGUGGGAGAAAGCCUUACCGGCGAGGUAGUGGUAAUUUUGUAGGUGGUAGAGGUCGGAGAUAAUCUGGGUGAGUCUAUGUAAAUUGCUCCUUUCAGCUUUAUUUUUAAAAUGUGAGAGAUAAAGUUGUGGUGCUCCACUAGACAAGAGAUGUGCUAAUUUGUGAAUUAUGUAAAAUAUUUUCUUAUGAUAUGUUAACAUCUUGCAUAAAUAUGUACAUAGGAGUUGGUCUUUUCUUUCUUCAGAUGUUAUUUGCUA